Molecule: messenger RNA, 222 nt
Organism: Chondrus crispus (carragheen)
Lineage: Eukaryota; Rhodophyta; Florideophyceae; Gigartinales; Gigartinaceae
Exons: 1
Coding region: 1-222 (73 amino acids)
Source: RefSeq, a predicted model, not a curated record
AUGCAGAUGCACAAAGGAGCACGCACAUCAGAGCGCCUGCGUGCACGUCAUGCACUUCUCUUAAAAUUACAGUACAAAAGUAAACUACUUUUCUCCCCAUCCACACCACAACAAGUCCACCACUACCCCACCACAGUCACGGCCCGCCCCCACACCGAAGCGCGACGUGCGCUCCCGCCGCAGCCAUGCCGCUCUCGCGCUCCCUCACCUCGCUCUCGCUAG